GUCGUCCACACUCUAUAGUCAGUGAAAGGCGGAGGUGCAACGCUGGUGGUGUGAAUUAAAUUGAUCCUGUGAUGAAGCAGUUUCUCCUGCACCUGGAUGAGACUAUGAAACUUGGCUCAAAGUUUGUCUUGGUGGAUCUCGACGAAUGUCAUCUCUUUGUUCAGCCUGAAGUGUAUAACAGUCUAAAGAAUCUGAUUGAUGAACAGUACGAAAAGGUGUAUUACAACCAGAAAAGCAGCUUAGAGUAAUUUGUCACCAUGGCAUCACGAGAGUCAGGGCGCCAAAAAGAUGCCUCUUCAAGGCGUAUCUUGGAUGAGAGUGCUAGAAGGAGACGAGCUAGAAAAGCAUUAGAGGCACUUGAACAAGACAAUUUCCAUGAUGACCCACAUGCAAACUUGGUGAUGAGCAAGAAAGCACCUAAGUUUGAAGAAUCACUUGAUGGCUCCAGAAAUAAAGAUCGUAAAAGAAGAACUAGAAGUUCAGAAUACUUCAAGCAGAGAUUUCGUAAAACCUUCACCAUACUGCUUGAAGAGGAGCAAGCACUAUACCCUGAUGGCCCUAAUUACCUGACAGUUCAAGCUCCACCUUCAAAAAGGCCUGAACGUCGCCUGUGUGCAGUUUGUGGCUUCCCUGCACCUUACACUUGCAUUCCUUGUGGCUCACGGUACUGCUCCACCAAGUGUCUCUCCACUCAUGAAGAUACACGGUGUCUCAAAUGGACUGCCUAAAUGUUCUAUUGUAAUUAAUGGUACCAAGUGGUAAGAUCACUGAAUGGAUUUUCUAUUAUUGGAUUUCACCAAUUCCAGUAACUGGCUCAUAAAUGAUAGUAGUGUAUGUCUUGUUGAUGGAGAGAUUGCUGUAGACAUAAGUUAUUCCAAUGUGAAUUUUGAACAGAAUACAGUGAGGUCAUCAGUAAUUAAAUUUUUUGUUAAAUAAAUAUUUAGUACAUGUAUGCAUGAUAAACUUUUUUGUGACUAAUAAAUCUGCAGUUCUGAGAUCCUUCAUGUAAGACAAAAUAUUUUUAAAAAUAAAAUGAAUAAGCUCC
This is a messenger RNA of Portunus trituberculatus (swimming crab), 1045 nucleotides long. RefSeq names its product zinc finger HIT domain-containing protein 1-like. The transcript is spliced from 5 exons. Lineage: Eukaryota; Metazoa; Arthropoda; Malacostraca; Decapoda; Portunidae. Gene Ontology annotation, biological process: chromatin remodeling. Gene Ontology annotation, molecular function: nucleosome binding. Gene Ontology annotation, cellular component: Swr1 complex. Bases 258 to 728 code for a protein of 156 amino acids. The record is from RefSeq and is a predicted model, not a curated record.